AACGAGGACACCACACCACACGAGGAUCGAAAGAUAACCCCGUGACACUAAGUUACAAAAGGUGAAAGUUUAAGGGAUACAAGUGUAACAUUCCGUAAUGAUCACCGGACGUUCAUACCGGAACAGAUCUAAAACCCUAUACACGACGCUUCACCCUCCACUCUCCACCGUCGCGUAACCCUAACGCAACCCAUUAACCUGCAACAAUGAGGAGAGCUUCUAUCCUCACUUAUUCCUCUGCUCUAUCCAGAGCCCUAUUAUCACCUACUAAACAACACAACAGCCUCUUCCAGGCCACCUCCGCUUACGUCGCCGGUUCUUCUCGGCGGUGUUUUUCAACAUUCAGAUUUCCACGUGGCUACUCCGGUGCUACUAGGUUUUCUCUGUCGUUAGGUGGUCUUGCUGCCGCUACGGUCGCUGUUGGUUGCUCCUCACUGUUGGUGGAAGACGAGGCGUAUGCUAAAGCACAUGUGAAGGCCGAUUUAGUCCCUAAGGAUGUUGUGCUUUAUCAGUACGAAGCUUGCCCUUUCUGUAACAAGGUUAAAGCAUUUUUGGACUACUAUGAUGUACCAUACAAAGUUGUGGAGGUGAACCCGUUUAGUAAGAAGGAAAUCAAAUGGUCUGAGUAUAAGAAGGUGCCUAUAUUGACGGUGGAUGGUGAGCCACUGGUUGAUUCGUCAGCUAUUAUUGAUCAGAUGGGGAACAAGAUCAUUUCGUCGAAAGCUUCAUUGGUGGUCUCUAAUGGCGACGAAGAAAACAAGUGGCGCAGGUGGGUUGAUGAUCAUUUGGUGCAUAUGCUAUCACCAAACAUCUACCGGAACACUUCUGAGGCUUUGGAGUCCUUUGACUAUAUCGCUAACAAUGGUAAUUUCAGCACCUAUGAGAAGUAUUCAGUGAAGUAUGCUGGGGCUGCUGCUAUGUAUUUUGUGUCGAAGAAACUAAAGAAAAAGUAUAACAUCACCGACGAAAGAGCAGCCUUGUACGAUGCUGCAGAAACAUGGGUUGAUGCACUUGAUGGCAGAGACUUUCUAGGGGGUUCGAAGCCUAAUUUGGCAGAUCUAGCUGUUUUUGGGGUGUUGAGACCUAUUCGACAGUUAAAGUCAGGUAAAGAUAUGGUGGAGCACACCAGAAUUGGUGAGUGGUACUCCAGAAUGGAGUCUGCAGUUGGAGAAUCUUCAAGAAUAAAGGCAUAAAUUUCUUGUUGCGUAGAAGUCAAACGUCAAACCUAAAGAUAGACCAUUGAUAACACACAUGCAGACAUACAAUAACAUAGAUCAUUUUGUUUGAUCUGCACCGGGGAUGGAUGCUUACCUGGUGUCGGUCACCUCACUUUCUUGGAUGGGAUACGAAUUCCGGAUUUCAACUUUUAUCAUUUAUGGAAUGGAUUCACCACACCUCAUGUAUAAGGGAAAACCGAUAUUAGUUUUGUUUGUUUUUUAUUUGUUGGAGUCUACUUUUUUAAAA
This is a messenger RNA of Helianthus annuus (common sunflower), 1464 nucleotides long. Its product is annotated as prostaglandin E synthase 2. NCBI's taxonomy places the organism in Eukaryota, Viridiplantae, Streptophyta, Magnoliopsida, Asterales, Asteraceae. Gene Ontology annotation, cellular component: mitochondrion. The transcript is spliced from 6 exons. The record is from RefSeq and is a predicted model, not a curated record. Gene Ontology annotation, molecular function: prostaglandin-E synthase activity. The coding region runs from base 207 to 1193 and encodes 328 amino acids.